Messenger RNA from Helianthus annuus (common sunflower), 1717 nucleotides. Its product is annotated as serine carboxypeptidase 1. Gene Ontology annotation, biological process: secondary metabolic process; proteolysis. The transcript has 14 exons. The record is from RefSeq and is a predicted model, not a curated record. Lineage: Eukaryota; Viridiplantae; Streptophyta; Magnoliopsida; Asterales; Asteraceae. Gene Ontology annotation, molecular function: acyltransferase activity, transferring groups other than amino-acyl groups; serine-type carboxypeptidase activity. The coding region runs from base 99 to 1571 and encodes 490 amino acids.
UAUACUCAGAAUGCACUCCCACUAUAAAUCCAAACAAAUCCAAGAGUCUUUCACACAUUUAUGUUUCUUGAAACCGCUAAAUAAUUUUAUUCUCAAACAUGAACAAGAUAACAUUUUCAAUUUGUAUAACAUUUACCUUUUUAUUUUUCUCGGCACAUUCCGCACCUGAAAAUGCUGCGAUUUCUCAAAUUCCUGGGUUUGAUGGAACUCUUCCUUCCAAACACUAUGCUGGGUAUGUGACAAUAGAUGAAAACCAUGGCAAGAAAUUGUAUUAUUAUUACGUGCUAUCAGAAAGAAAUCCUUCUGAAGAUCCAGUGGUCCUUUGGCUCAAUGGUGGCCCUGGUUGCUCUAGUUUUGAUGGGUUUGUUUAUGAACAUGGUCCAUUUAAUUUUGAAAAAACUGGAGGCUUGCCCAAACUUCAUCUUAAUCCAUAUACAUGGACAAAGGUUUCGAACGUGAUAUAUUUGGACUCUCCAGCUGGAGUUGGAUUGUCAUAUUCCGAGAAUAAAACCGACUAUAUCACAGGGGAUAUAGCAACAGCUUUAGACGCACACAAAUUUCUCCUUGAGUGGUUCAAGAUAUAUCCUGAAUAUCUCUCAAAUCCAUUUUUCAUUUCUGGUGAAUCAUAUGCUGGAGUUUACGUCCCUAUGUUGUCUUAUGAAGUAGUGAAAGGACUUGAUGCUGGUGUUAUACCCACUAUUAACUUUAAGGGAUACAUGGUAGGAAAUGGAGUUGCAGAUGAAGUGUUUGAUGGGAAUGCUAUUGUUCCAUUUGCACAUGGGAUGGGCCUCAUUUCAGAUGAACUUUAUGAGGAAGUUGUCACAGUGUGUGAAGGGAAGUAUUACAAUUCUACAAAACCUGAUUGUGAAAGAGCGCUUUCGAAAGUUGACGAAGAUGUUGCUGGUAUAAACAUGUACAACAUUUUAGAAGCAUGUUAUCAUGGUGAUAUAUCAAGUAAAAUUAGCCUUGGAAAAUCAAACUUGCCAGCUAGCUUCAGGAAAUUGGGUGAGACCGAAAGACCCCUUCCGGUUCGAACCAGGAUGUUUGGGCGGGCUUGGCCUUUUAGAGCCCCGGUUAAGCCUGGUUACGUGCCGUCUUGGCCUGAGCUUCUCAAUGGUGCACCAGCUGUCCCAUGUACCGAUGAUGUAGUAGCAACCAUAUGGCUAAACAAUGAAGAAGUCCGGAAGGCGAUUCAUGCUGAUCCGAUUAAUGUGGCGGGCGAUUGGGUGAUAUGUACUGAUAAGAUAGCAUACUAUAGUGAUGCUGGAAGCAUGAUCCCUUACCAUAAAAUCCUCACUGCUCGUGGUUAUCGUGCUCUAAUUUUCAGCGGGGAUCAUGAUCUGUGUGUUCCUUUCACUGGAAGUGAAGCGUGGACACGAUCAUUAGGUUACCAAGUUAUUGACGAGUGGAGGAGGUGGUGGGUUGAUGACCAAGUCGCGGGAUUUAUACAAGGAUACGACAACGGUCUCACGUUUCUCACUAUUAAGGGAUCGGGCCAUACGGUUCCAGAGUAUAAACCUAAGGAAGCAUUGGCGUUUUACAGUCGUUGGUUGGAGGGAAAGAAUAUAUAAGAAUCUCAUCCAUCCAGUUAACAUGACGUUUGCGGCGUAUUUUGUACUUGUGUACUUGAGAAUAAAUUGGUGUUAAGGGUAAAUAAGACAGCAAAGGUCAUGGAUGAUGAAAACUGAAAUUGGAAUAAUGUUGUGAAAUUUCCUUA